Molecule: messenger RNA, 888 nt
Organism: Pisolithus orientalis
Lineage: Eukaryota; Fungi; Basidiomycota; Agaricomycetes; Boletales; Pisolithaceae
Exons: 3
Coding region: 1-888 (295 amino acids)
Source: RefSeq, a predicted model, not a curated record
AUGCUUUCCAACCCAAACAAGGCGCUCCCAUCAAUUCCGUCGAGCACUGGUCCGCGCGCCUGCAGAGCGCCUAUCGUGACCCCGCAUCUUUCUGCAGAAAGUGCGCAGGGCAUCAGUAAGGCUCUUCCAGCAAUCAGAGUCGAAGAGACACUCUCCCAAGAGGAAAUGGACAACUUGCACGACCAUUGGAACGUGUCUCGACGGUUCGUGAAGGAAACGCACGUGUAUCGCAAGAGACAACUUGGUCAACAUAUGCAGUUUCCCGUAUCGCCGAUAUUCUUGCCCGAUGCCACUGACAGCAUUCCUGCCACACCUCUCUCUGCCUCCAGUCAAUCCACAUCACGAUCCCACAGGUUGUGGGGCUUCUUCAAGGGCAGGAGCACGCCCACGAGUCAGCCAAACCAAAAGAGCGCGAACGUAUUGGAGUCCUUUCGGUGCAAAGCACAGCAAAACCUGCGAAGAAGGGUGAAAAACACUAUCUCCACGCCUGAUAUACGCAGUAAGGCCAGGCGUGCUGUGAAACCUGGAGUGGCAGCCCCGCCCCCCGCAUCCACGUUGUUACCGCAAACCCCUCCCCCCAGAACAGUGGAGGAAUCCGAAGUCUUAACGCAGGAGGAGCUUAUGACGGACAAGAGAGGGAUCUACUUGACGCUCGAUCCGGAUUGGCGGAUCUCCCGUGGCGAGGCACUGCUGAGUUUUCUGUCGCCCAUCCCACAUGACUAUGACCCGUUCAGGCCGGACUCUCCAAUCCUGCACAGGCAUCAAUCCCUUUGCGACCUGGCCAUGUUGGCACCGAAGCCAUCUGGGGAGCCAAACCCUGACAACCAUGAUGAAGCCUACACUUACUCGAUCGACGAAUUGCAUUCCUUUGUCCUGCUGAUGGAUUAA